Ixodes scapularis (black-legged tick) is the source of this 1679-nucleotide messenger RNA. RefSeq names its product dolichyl pyrophosphate Man9GlcNAc2 alpha-1,3-glucosyltransferase (gene gny). Bases 76 to 1557 code for a protein of 493 amino acids. Gene Ontology annotation, biological process: protein N-linked glycosylation. Gene Ontology annotation, molecular function: dolichyl pyrophosphate Man9GlcNAc2 alpha-1,3-glucosyltransferase activity. Gene Ontology annotation, cellular component: endoplasmic reticulum membrane. The transcript is spliced from 15 exons. The record is from RefSeq and is a predicted model, not a curated record. Lineage: Eukaryota; Metazoa; Arthropoda; Arachnida; Ixodida; Ixodidae.
GGUACAGCUGGUACAGCCGCCGGCGCUGUCGCGCUUCGUUUGCCAACUUGUCGGUGUUGUUUUUAAAACAUCAGCAUGUUCACAGGUAGUUUCUUUGGCAAUGUCGACGAUGUGUGCUACUUCGGAGUACUACUCUCACUCCUCCUUCGAUGCAGCACGUCUCUGUGGCCGUACUCGGGGGCUGGAAAACCACCUAUGUACGGGGACUACGAAGCUCAAAGGCAUUGGAUGGAGGUGACAACCAAUCUUCCAGUCAGAGAAUGGUAUCAGAAUUCAACGCAAAAUGACCUGCUCUACUGGGGUCUCGACUACCCACCACUGACGGCAUACCAUAGCUGGGCAUGCGGGAAAAUCGCAAGUUACAUCAACGGCGACUGGGUGUCUCUUAAUCAAUCCCGAGGCUUGGAGAGCUACGAGCACAAACUGUUCAUGCGUUACACAGUGCUUGCCGCGGACCUGCUCGUGUUUUUCCCCGCUGUGCUCUACUUCUGGAGUUCAGUCUCGUCUUCGUUCCGGAUAAAGCCAAGAGACCUUGCUAUUGUCAGUACACUGACCCUUCUAUCGCCGGGACUCAUCCUCAUUGAUCAUGGCCACUUCCAAUACAAUUGUGUGAGCCUCGGACUUGCCCUGCUUGCGAUUGGGUUGGUCGAGAAGGAGCGACUGCUUUGGGCUGCUGUCGUUUUUUCGCUGUCGCUCAACUACAAGCAGAUGUCCCUGUACUAUGCCAUCCCCUUCUUUUGCUUCCUCUUCGGGACUUGCUUGAAACGGCCGAGCUGGGCUUCAAAGCUGAAGCUCUUCCUGGGCCUGACUGGUGUCGUCUGCACCACAUUUGCCGUCUGCUGGGCACCUUACCUCCACAGUCCUGGGCUCUGGCUCCAGGUUCUGAGGCGACUCUUCCCGCUGGAUAGAGGUCUCUUCGAGGACAAGGUUGCAAACCUGUGGUGCACUCUUUCCCUUGUGGUAAAGUUGAAGUCUCUCUACUCUGCUGCCACACUUGCGGCUGUAAGUGGACUUGUGACGCUGUUGUCUGCUAGCAUCUCUGCAGUGGAUCUGUUGUUGCGGCCAACACCCGAGCGGUUUCAUCACUGUCUUAUAAACUGCUCCUUAGUUUUCUUCCUGUGCUCGUACCAAGUUCACGAAAAGACCAUCCUCUUGCCAAUGCUGGCUUUCUAUCUCGUUCUCCAUAAACAUCCGGGCCUAGUACUCUGGUUUUCGACCAUCGCAACGUUCAGCAUGUUCCCACUCUUAUGCAAGGAUGGCCUGGUGACGCCUUAUGUGGCUCUGGUGGUUCUCAACAUUGUGUUUGUCUUCAAGGCCUACCUGGAAACAAGUCAGCCGAGCAGACUCGUCACAGUUCUUUUUGCACUCUCAAUGGGAGGGUGCACCUUCUUGAAUGCUGCGCACCUGCUGCUGCCUCCUCCCAGGCGCUACCCUGAUGUGCACUCCCUGCUCAAUGCGGUGUACAGCUGCGGGCACUUUGUAGUCUUUGUCUCGUACACGCACUACCUCCAGUACCAGCUACCCACCACAAAAUACACCAAGAUCAAGAAGAAGUGAGAGCAGUACGUCGUGCUGCUGCGUUCGGAAACUUCUACCAACCGGUGCCUUGGUUUCGGGACAAUGGGUUGUACACUGAAUGACAGUGUUAAAGUAAAUGCUCAACUGUUUUGUUUUUUUUU